GUAAAAAUCCUCUGAAGCAAAACAACCGGUGAUGAACUGAACCGAGCAGUACCAAGUACCAACCAAACAACCUGCUGAUAAUAAAGGAUCCUGGCUCUCACGCAGCAGCAACCUCUCGCUCUCACUCUGAAGCUCAGGUGGUGCCGGCCGGCGACGAGAUGGCAACCGGAGGAGGGAAUGGGGAGACGGUGCUGGUCACCGGCGCCAGCGGCUUCAUCGGCUCGUGGGUCGUCCGCCUCCUCCUCGCCCGCGGCUACUCCGUCCACGCCACCGUCCUCAACCCCGAUGACAAGGCCGAGACGGACCACCUCCUCGCGCUCGCCGCCGACGCCGGCGCCGGCGAGGGCCGGCUCCGCGUCUUCCCGGGCGACCUCCUCGACGGCGCUGCCCUGCUCGCCGCCGCGCGGGGCUGCUCCGGCGUCUUCCACCUCGCCUCCCCCUGCACCGUGGACCGCGUCGUCGACCCCCAGAGGCAGCUGGUGGUUCCGGCGGUGGAGGGGACGCUGAACGUGCUGCUCGCGGCCAAGGAGGCGGGUGGAGUGCGCCGGGUUGUGGUGACCUCGUCCAUCUCCGCCAUCGUGCCCAGCCCCGGCUGGCCGGCCGGCGAGGUGCGCGACGAGCGCUGCUGGACCGACCUUGACUACUGCGAGAAGAACGGGGUUUGGUACCCUGCUUCAAAAACAUUGGCAGAGAAGGCAGCAUGGAAGUUUGCAGAGGAGAAUGGAAUGGAUGUGGUUGUGGUUAACCCAGGGACUGUCAUGGGCCCGAUAAUCCCACCGAGAAUCAAUGCUAGCAUGGCCAUCCUUGUUCGCCUACUUGAAGGUUGCACAGAGGAGUAUGCAGAUUAUUACAUGGGGCCAGUCCAUGUGGAAGACGUUGCUCUGGCCCAUGUUCUGCUGUACGAGAACCCAUCAGCAUCCGGGAGGCACAUCUGCGUGCAGUCCGUUGUUCACUGGAGUGAUUUCGCAUGCAAAGUCGCCGAGCUUUACCCCAACUACAAAGUGCCAGAGUUCCCAGAGGAUACGCAGCCUGGGCUGGUGAGAGCAGAGGUUGGGUCUAAGAAGCUGAUCGCACUGGGUUUGCAGUUCAGUCCCAUGGAGAAGAUCAUCAAGGAUUCAGUGGAGAGCCUCAAGAGCAGAGGCUUCAUCUCCUGAAGACCCAAGUCGACUGCUGCUGGCUCCCUUCCAUGCAUGAAUCCUUUCUGCCUGAGUAGAUUACUUGUGUGGUUAUGUCACAUGUUUGAAAAACAAAACUCUGUGGUUAUGAAUAAUGGAGAUGUGCAGAGACCUUAUGGUAGGCUCCAGUUGUUGAGCACUUCAGGCGAGACAAAUAAAUCAUGCAAUUCCAUGCA
Molecule: messenger RNA, 1351 nt
Organism: Oryza brachyantha (malo sina)
Lineage: Eukaryota; Viridiplantae; Streptophyta; Magnoliopsida; Poales; Poaceae
Product: phenylacetaldehyde reductase
Exons: 6
Coding region: 159-1154 (331 amino acids)
Molecular function (GO): oxidoreductase activity, acting on the CH-OH group of donors, NAD or NADP as acceptor
Source: RefSeq, a predicted model, not a curated record